Messenger RNA from Octopus bimaculoides (California two-spot octopus), 910 nucleotides. RefSeq names its product leucine-rich repeat-containing protein 34. Lineage: Eukaryota; Metazoa; Mollusca; Cephalopoda; Octopoda; Octopodidae. The record is from RefSeq and is a predicted model, not a curated record. Gene Ontology annotation, molecular function: protein binding.
UCUGUUACCAUUAGCAACUAAAACUGUCAACAAAGUACUGGUUGCUCCCUUUAACUACUUAAAUGCCUUUUAUUAAGAGGAGGGUAAAAAAGAAAAUAAACAAACACCCUGAGAAGUAGAGCGAGAAACCAGCAUCGCUAUGGAGGAAAGUGAACAUCUUUUGGAAAAAUGUCGGAAAGCAUAUCGAGAGUGUUUUGAAAAAGAACCUCACCCAUUCGUGAUUCAAGCAAUUAAGCACCAAACAAAUCAGUACUUAAAUCUUGCUGGAAACUUGCCAACAUUCACCGGGGAACACCUCGGAGACAAAGAGAUGUUGGUUUUGUACAAAAUUCUCAAGGAUCAAUAUCUGUUUGUCAGUGUGAAUUUGAGCUACAAUAAUAUCACUGAUGAAGGAUCACAUAACGUGGCUCAACUCAUUAAGUCGAGUUCAUCCUUGGUAAGUUUGAACCUUAUGUGUAACGAUAUUGGUCCAAAAGGUGGAGAAUUAAUUGCUGCCGCUCUGCAAACAAAUAAUACUUUAGAAUCACUAAACAUGAAUGGCAACAAGAUUGGAAGAAACGGCGUGUUAAUGUUUGCUCGGGCUCUUCAGUUCAAUAUUGGCUUAAAGGAUUUAAAUGUUGGCCAUACAGAUAUGAAUAUUGACAGUAUGAUAGCAAUGGCUACAGUGCUUUGUUUCUCAAACUGUACAUUACUUCGGAUUAAUCUGAACAGACCUUUGUUGAAAAAUAUGGAAGAAGAAAUCAUUUCUGGGCAUAUAAGCCAUCUCCUAAAGAUGAAUCCAGUUCUCGUUGAAUUACACCUGCAACAACUCGGCAUGGAGGAUUAUGGUGCAACAAUAAUUUCUGAAAGUCUAAGAAAUAAUACCAUUCUUACACAUUUGGAUCUAAGUUGGUAAUCUGUUUUAAAUCAU